Messenger RNA from Etheostoma spectabile (orangethroat darter), 2241 nucleotides. RefSeq names its product centrosomal protein 63 (gene cep63). The transcript is spliced from 12 exons. The record is from RefSeq and is a predicted model, not a curated record. Gene Ontology annotation, biological process: centriole replication; de novo centriole assembly involved in multi-ciliated epithelial cell differentiation. NCBI's taxonomy places the organism in Eukaryota, Metazoa, Chordata, Actinopteri, Perciformes, Percidae. Gene Ontology annotation, cellular component: centriole. The coding region runs from base 424 to 2052 and encodes 542 amino acids.
CUACAGCGUCACAGAUCGGGGGCGGAGUUACCGCCUCACUUCAGGAAAUUCAUCGUACAUGUCCGUGUAGUAAAGUCAGUGGUUACCUAUGGCGGUUACAUGGCUAACGAUGUAAACAAAAGUAGUUAUACGCACUGAAACUAGCUCAUGUUAGCUGCUAAGGUUUGCUAACAAUGUUAGAAACUUUAAUGACGUGCGUACUGCACUUAGGCUUUGACACAAUUAAAUCAAGUAAGGUGCUGUAACGUUAGUUACUUCAUUUCAACUCAGGCAAAUAACUGGCGUCAACUAACUUAGCUAGCUAGCUAGUUAUGUUUAGCUAUCGUUAGCUAGUCACGGUAAUGAUGCCGCGGAGGUUGCUUUGUUAGUUAACGUGAGGCAAGUUAACGUAAAGUUAUUAAACGCCGACAGUAUCACUUCAGGAUGGAGGCUCUGGGAUCGCUGCAAAAUCCUGACCUGAGCUCUGUCCUGUCAUCGUGUGAGCCAGAGCUUCAGGAGCUGAUGAGACAGAUUGACAUUAUGAUCAAUCAUCAGAAGAGGGAGUGGGAGGCUGAGAUUCAGGCCAUGGAGCUCAGGCUGAAAAGUGGGGAAGAAGAGCUGUUGACUUCCAGGAAUCUCCUUGAAAGGAGGAACUUGGAGAUCGGAUUGCUCCGCAAGCAGCUAGAAGAAGUCCAGCCCAGUCGACAAGACGUAGUUACCAAGUACGAGCAGCAACUGCACAAAGUCCGAGAAGAGUUGGAUAAAUUAAAGAGAAGUUAUCUCAAGCUUCAGCGCAAACAGCUCAAGGAGACCAAUGGAGUUCCAAAUACCCAAGAGGCAGACCGUUCAGAGGUGACCCGACUCAAUAAGAAGAUUGAGGAAUAUCAUCAGCACUCUGUAGAGUGGGAGCAGCAGCGUAUCCAGUACCAAAAACAAGUGACAGCGCUGGAGACCCAAAAUAAGAGCCUGACUGAUGAGCUCACACACCUGAAAUCCCAGUGGGCAUUGUGCCAAAAGGAGAGCGAGCACAGGGAGGGAUUCGAGAUGCUGCGUCUGCGUCUGCAGCUGGAGAAUGCUCAGGGCAGCCUGCACUCACAGGAGCUUGAACUGGAACGCCUCCGACCGCUCGAGAAAUGGGUGGGACAGAACCAGAGAGAACAGCAGGUCCCUGCAGAGGAAAGGGAGGAACUGGGAUCCCAGAACCCAUUAGAGCGAAGAGCCGGUCUUGAACGCCAACGGCUUCACAAUGGAGCUGCCAGACUCCACCAAGCUCUGCAAGCUAAAGAUCAAGUCAUUCGCUCUCUGGAGGACUGCCUGGCAGCGCGGGACGGCACUGGUGUGGAAGUCCUCAGACAAGAUCUGGAGAAGACCGCAAUCAGGUUUUACAGCGCCGAAGCAAGCGAGGCUCAUCUUAGAGCUGAACUUGCAUGUUGUAAAGAGAGACUGGAGAAAGUGAGCGGACAGAAGACGGAGGACCUGAGGAGCAUUAAGGCCCAAAAUGAUUCCUCUGUUGCUGAAAUAAAAAAGCUCAGAGAAGAGCUGCAAAGGGCCAGGCAGACUCACAGCGGUGAGGUGGAGGGAAUGAGGAAGGAGGUGUCUAAGCUGACCGCCGAGCUGCACCAACGUGACGUCACCAUCGCCACACUGAAAGGAUCUUCAUCCAACGUCCCGCCUCAGCUCCGUGGCCAGGUGGAGCCAGGAGAACCGAAGGCAGCUGAGCUCAGAGAGCCUCUGUCAGUGUCGCCUGCAGAGAGCAUGGUCUCUCAUUUCCUGGAGGAAGAGAGCUUUCUGGCCAAGCAGCUGGUCCAGAGACUGGACACCCACAUCCAGGGGCCGUUUCUAGGCAUCCAUCUCAGCUCAGUGGCUGAUGAGCAGAUUGGAGGCUCUGCACUCAGCAUGGCCCUAGGAGACAUCGUUAUCUGGCCUGGAAGCGUUGGCUUUACCCGGCCAUCUGCUUCCACGGGGGACUGCACUGAUGGGGAGGGGGAAGGGGAGCAUGUGUGUAACCUGAGAUUCAUUGUUCAGACUUGUUGUCACUACCAUUUUGGAUCCACAAAUGCUGGUGUGGAUUAAGAAAAUGUUAUGAGAUGAGCAACAGCGGCUGGACUGUUAAAUAGUUGGAACAUUUGUUCACAACUGCAAGGGGAAGUGCAGCUGAUGUGACGUUAAAUGGUUCUUCCACCUGCUCUCAACAUAAUGGCUUUAGAAUGGGAUCCAGAGAAAUGGGAAGAUGAACUUGAAUAGGUUCUCUCAAUGAUGAAA